This is a messenger RNA of Coffea arabica (coffee), 627 nucleotides long. RefSeq names its product monothiol glutaredoxin-S2-like. NCBI's taxonomy places the organism in Eukaryota, Viridiplantae, Streptophyta, Magnoliopsida, Gentianales, Rubiaceae. The record is from RefSeq and is a predicted model, not a curated record.
CUAACAUAUACUUGGCCUCUUCGAAAUCCGAAAACCUUGUACAACUAGUCUCCGUUCACCUUGUUCUUGGAGAGAUGGGCAUGGUUAAAAAGUUGGGGUCUGAAAAUCCUGUGGUUAUCUUCAGCAAAAGCAAUUGUGGUAUGUGCCACACCAUUAAGACACUAAUAAACAAUUUUGGGGCAAAUCCUAAAGUUUAUGAGAUUGAUCAACAUCAAGAUGGUCAGAAAAUGGAAAGGGAACUGCUACGUCUAGGACAAGAGCCAAGUGUGCCUACUGUUUUCAUAGGCAAAGAGAUGAUCGGUGGCUCUGAUGAGGUGAUAGGCCUCAAUGUCAAAGGCGAGCUGAAGCCACUGCUUAUAAGGGCCAAAGCUAUAUGGAUAUAGAGCUAAAUCAGAGAACUCGAGAUCAGGCUAGCAGAGAACAGUAAGCGGAGAAUUCUUGUUCCCCAAUACAUAAGGUUAAUAAGCUUGUUACCUAAUGAGUGUAAUAUCAUAGAACUGGCGUACUAUAGAGUAUAGACCUAUUUUUAUCAGAGUUUCAGCAGCUGUCCUGCAUUUCUGCAAUCCUGCAUUAAACUCAUAAAACAACUAAGUAGUACGAGAACAAUCGAUAUUUCUCGUCUACUUA